This is a messenger RNA of Lymnaea stagnalis (great pond snail), 24122 nucleotides long. The record is from the annotation of a GenBank genome assembly. Lineage: Eukaryota; Metazoa; Mollusca; Gastropoda; Lymnaeidae.
UCAGGAAACUGGUUGGUUUAUGCAGACAAUCUACACAACAAUUCAGGCCGAUCGACCUGUCAGUACAACUUGUAGCAAUCCACUAAGCAGAUUAAUGCAGACCGUGUACAGCUCCAUUCCGACCCUAAGGUCAAGCAGCACUUCUUCAUCAAGCCCCUUGAAUCGUCUCAAAUCCCAGAUCCAGUCCAAUGUUAAAAAAAAGCUGGAGCCCAACUGUGUGUGGUAUGGUAUGCUGAAAUACCUAAAGAGCAUAUCCAAGGCUGACAAGGAACAUUUUCUUUAUUUUCUUCUACCAAAUAUCAUUAAAAUGGCUCUACGUAUAGAAGACUCGAGACCUAAAGAGGGCCUCUUUUUUAGCAGAAAACAGAAUGGUGAGUUGUUUUUCCCCCUUAAUUUCUAGAGAUAAGAUUAUACAAGUUUUCGUUUUUGAUUGUGAUUACUUGAAGGUUUAUUUACAUGCGUUAAAUAUUUUUAGAAUCAAAAGAGCUGGUACUUUAAAAGUAUUUCAAUGUUAGAAUCAAAAGGACCAGCACUUUACAUGUGUUCAGUUAUAAAUGGAGGGCUGUGCUCAUUUAGUGUGUUUAAUUUGCAUUUAAUUUUACUUACCUCAGUUUCUACAGAAAAAGAAUUUUACUAUCUGAUGAGAAAGUGUUCAAUUGCUAAGCAGGGUUUCCCAACCUUUUCUGUAUUUUGCACCCAGUAUGAAUUGUUCGACUAAGUCUUAAACCCUCAUCAAUUUUGUUGACUAAGUCUCACACCCCGUAUGUAUCAUUUGACUAGAUCUUGAACCUUUUACAAGUUAUUUGACAAAGUCUCACACCACAAAGAGUAGUUUGACUAAGUCUCGCACCACCUUUAAAAGUAACAAUGGUUUUUAAAAUUGCGAAAAAAUAGACACUUAUAUAAAUUGCGAAAAAAUAGACACUUAUUUCUUUGUAAUUGAAUUAAAAAUGGAACUGUAGAAUUUUAAAAAGAAACGUGUAACUUUUAACAUAAAGUCAAAUGUUCAUGAAGAAAGUAAAAGAUAUGCAAACACUUUUAUCAUGUCUUAAAAAUUAAUGGCUCUCCAUUCUUAUGAGCACAUUUCCUUGCUCCUUCGGAAAUGCCAGGUUGGGAAAUCCUGCUGUGUAGGAUGAAGCUUACGUGUCAAAUUUGCAAAACAUUCAAAUGAAAUGAAACAACCAUGAAAUUAAAUUAUUUUAUUACUGUUACUGUGCACGACAAAGUCAUUGCAGUAUUAUAAAUGUAUUUGUCUUUCCUGUAUUUGUUUGCUACUCUGUUUGAACUUCUGCAGGAGGCAGCACAGCAUUGUCCCGGCAGUUUGUUUGCUCGGUUGUGGCCUGUUUUUUCUUGUGCCUGUUCCCAGAGAGAGUUAGAGAAACCACAUCUGACAUGAACAUCGUGAACUUCACCACAUUUUUCAAGCACCUUCAGUUGUACGUUGCCCCAUGUUUUUGCUUUCUUUAUGUGUGGUGACCUGUAUAGAAUGUACUGGCGCCUUUGAACAAGCCUCGUCUUUUUUCAUAUGUGGUCGCCAUAGAGUUUAAUUUCCCCUUUGAACAUGGGUUGUCGAAACUUUAUUUCCAUGAAUUUUUAUUUGCUUUUAAUUACUUAAGAGAAAUCUUGAUGAAACUUAAUGUUUGUUUUUUUAAAGUAUACUUACAUUUAAGAUUAUUUAUAGUCGAUAUCAUAUAUUUUCUAAAAUACAGAAGAUAAGUAACAUUUAAUAAAUUUAAAAAUGCAAAUGUUUUAAUGAAAAUCAACUUAUUUAAAAAAACAGUUGUGACUAUUUGUUGAAGUGUACAUGUUCACGUGUAGACUUGUAUUCCUUGUAACAUCCCACAGGCCGUCCCAAGUGUCUAAGUUGCGCUGCAUACUGCAUUAUUUUGAAUGUGUCGUUGAAAGAGGAAUGACAAUAACUGGCAGUAUUGUAUUUACUAGAAAGGUAAGCGUUUUUGGAAGCAAGUGUUGCUGAACACAGUAUUUUAAUUUUUUUACCCUUAAUUCUUGGUCAGUUUGUGCACCCAGUGACAGAAUGUGUACAUCCUGGUGAGUGUGCACAUGCCGUGACAGAAUGUGUACAUGCUGGUCAGUUGGUGCAUGCUGUGACUUAAUGUGUACAUCCUGGUCAGUUGAUGCUCACUGUGACAGAGUGAGUGGGACAGUGUAGAAACUUAAGCCAAAAACCUAAAUAAACUGAAUUAGUAAUAUCACCGUGACCGAUUAGUUGACAACCACACUUUCUAGCAUACAAUAUUUGUAAAAAAGCUAAAUUCUAGAUGAAUUGAUAAAAUGUAAUUGCCUUUUCCCACAGAUACUCAGUUAAGAGAUUUAGAAAAAAAUAAUUACUGCACAGUUAGGGACUUUUUUGGUAAAUAGGAUUAAGAACAUCAGGAAACCUUGCAACAAAAAACAAACAAAAAAAGCUUCAAAAAUAUUUGUUUGGCUUUUUAAAUGAAUACUUUGAUUGGAUAGAAAAAUUCAGAUUUUAAACAAUUUGUCAUAAGAACUUGGCAUUGAAUACAUUGCAAAUCAACUGAUUUUUGAGGCAACCGCCAAGGAACUCCACCUUUCUAUCCACUGGUUCUGUGGGACUUUCCUGACCACUGGUUACAUAGGGCCUGUCUGUCCAUUUGUUUAGUGAGACCUUUCUAUCCACUAGUUCUGUGUCACCUGUCUGUCCAUGGAUUCUGUGACAUGUCUGUCCAUUGGUUAUUUGGCACCUGUCUAUCCACUUGUUAUGUGACAUUUUGUCUACUGGUUAUGUGAAACCUGGCUGUUCACUGGUUAUGUGGGAUCUGUCUGUUCAGUGGUUUUGAGGGACCUGUCUAUCCAUUGCUUUCUUUUACUUGAAUAUCAUUCUAUUAUAAAAUGCUGGUACUUAAUGACCUAAAUUCAUUGGCCUUGUCUUGUGAUGUGUACCGUUGUAAAAUCAUUGCUUGUCUUACCUUAGGUUGUAACCCCCACCUGGAUACUUAAGUUUGACGAGUUAACUCAAUGUGAGAUGAGCCUUUGUCCAGUGAAGGUCUUUUCUAAAGGUGUUAUAGAAGAAAGUGGUGCUGAAGUCAUACAGGUAUACUAUGUCACUGAUAUUUAUAAGACAAGAUUCUUUUAUUGAUCCAAACAAAUGGAAAUGUUUUUUGAUAGCCUUGUACAUUUUUAGCACACAACUAAAACAAUUUGAACAAAAGACAUCUACAUUAAGUUAUUUCACUAGUAGAAAAAAAACAGCCAUUCAGUGAAUUCUCUUAGCCAUAUUAGGGACCUAUUAGUUCUCAUUUAGUUUUGUGACUUCUGGGGGAGCAUGCUGGUAAAUUUGUACAGUUUGGGCAACGAAAUAGUUUUUAUAUCUGGGGAUUCAGAUAAACUAGCAUGAUGUUGACACUUGAGGGCUUCCAGGAGACCAAGAAAGACUAGGCAUACAUCAAGAGGAAAAUAGGACAGACAAUAAUAAUUUCUGUUCAACGCUACCUCACACUCUGUGCAUUGUUGGUACAUGACCUAUGAGAAGAAUUAAACCUACAUAAAAUUAACUAUAACUAAGUAUUUUGCUUCUUUUGGGGAUAUAUAAAAGUGUUUUUGGCAUAGUUUGUCUUAGUUCUUUCCAUAAGGGUAAAUGAACUUUUUCUUUGUUUGAUUGUUUGCCAUUAGGUAGACUUUGCUAACCAGUCCAUUGGAGGUGGAGUGCUGGGAAGGGCAAGAGUGCAGGUAAGGCAUUGGGCGGUUCAACUUUUGUCAUUGUUACAAAGUCACCCAAAUAAGAGUGCAGGUAAGGCAUUGGGCGGUUCAACUUUUGUCAUUGUUUACAAAGUCACCCAUAUAAGAGUGCAGGUAAGGCAUUGGGUGGUUCAACUUUUGUCAUUGUACAAAGCCACCCAAAUAAGAGUGCAGGUAAGACAUUGGACAGUGAGGUUAUUUCCACGGUUUUACCAAGCACUUUGAGACGUGGAACAAAAACAAGACCACUGACAGCAGGUUUACUUCACACUAUAUUCCUUUAAUAAAAGGGAAGUAACUCCCUUAUACCAAACUUACUUCUUGCCUGACAGCAGGUUUUAACUCCCUUUUACCAGUGACUUACAAUUUAUUAAAAAAAAUGUCCAGCUGAUAAAUAUUAAUGAAUUAAGAAUAAAUGCAUCCAAAUAUUGAUUAGGUUUAAUAAAAAUUUAACAUUAGCGGCGAAUAAAUAAAGAGCAGUUACCAAAAAAUUGAUUUGUUUCCACUUGGUACAAACACGUUAGCUAGAGACGCAUUGUAUUGAAGCACUCAUAGUCAUAGAUUGAACGUGAAAUAAGAUUUUAAAAAUUUUAACAAAUGAAUUCAGGCUGUAAACAUCAAACAGCGCACUGAAUCACUCAGCGAAAUUGGUUCACAUGACCAAACCUUAACCCUGUAACUGUCAUAACGGCCGAUCAUAUAUAAAUGAGUUUGGUCUCUGUUUUGGUUUCUAUCAUUGUGUCACUGUGCUUUUAUCUGGACUUGUUUGUGAUCCAUUGGGUGUGAAAUCAGCUCAAUUUUUUUUUUUUACUGCAAUUUUGUCUGAUGCUGGAGAAAUUCUAGAGUCAACACAGACUUUCUUUAUUGGAAUUAUUUAAAAUGGAUUCCAUGGGGUAUUCCAUUGGUCAGUGCCGACUGUAUAAGCUCUAGCACUGAUGGCGAUAUAUGAGUCAUAUAUUGAAAAUUUUAGCUCUAAGCUUAAUCCUCAUGUUAUAGACAAAUUCGUUUGGGAAAGGGUGAAAAAAAACCAACAAAGAUUGGAUCCCCAAGACCUAUCCUUAAGAGAUUCAAAGACAUUUGUGUUUCUGAAUGUUCUGGCAUAUUAAUUAAUAAAAAAUGGAUUGAGUAACUUCAAUUGAAAAGGAAACUUUAAAUUCAUUUUGUGCUUUCCCCCUUGUAUUUUGUAUGACAAGGUAGUUUCCCCCUUGUAUUUUCUAUGACAAGGUUGUUCCCCUGUGUGUUUUGUAUGACAAUGUAGUUAGCCCAUUCAAUAAGUUACAAUUAUUCAGUGGAACAUAGUAAAAUAAUGGGGCUAAAAUUCCUUUCGACCUGAUGAUUUUUAACUGAAAGUCCCCGCUUUCUGUUUAUCAAAUCUUUGUCGUGUGGCAUAUCAAAAUGUAACUAAUUGAACAAAGAAUAUGUUUUAUUAUAAAAGAGCAAUAAAAAAUUAUAUAGAGACAGUGUUAUGUAAAGGUUACAACAAAAAAAAAAAAAAAAAAAAAAAAAAAAAUUAAAUUACACAACAAAAAAAAAAAAAAAAAAAAAAAAAAAAAAAAAUAUUUUAAAAAAAAAAAAAAAAAAAAAAAAAAAAAAAAAAAAAGUUUAAAAAAAGAAAAAAAAAAAAAAAAAAAAAAAAAAAAAAAAGCAAUUCUACUCACCAACCCAUAAAUGAGGUAAGAAUAAUCCAAUAAGACAAUUUUUGUAAGCAAAUGAGCCUUAUUAUAUAUCCACAGUAUGAGGAAAGUUUUGUUGCAAUAACUCAAGAAAUUGCAAAGCUAUGAAUUUUUUUUCAUCAUAAUAGUCUUGAAUAAAUUUUCCAAAAGUUAAUAAUACAAUAGAAAUAACUAUUCCGGUCUGGUACACAAAUAUUUACACAUAUUUACGAACUUUAUAAACAAAUCAGGUCAUUGUUUUCAUUUGAGUCCAAUGAAUCAUCCAAGCUAAUUAAUUGGCUUGCUUCUUCAGCAGCCAUACAUCUAAAUCUUGAGUGAGCAGACCUCAUAUUAGUAUUGUUGAAGCCAUUUUAAUCAGCUGAUGUUUGUUUACAAUUUUUAGAAUACAAUUUUUUCAACAUGAAAAAACUAGCAAAUAAUACGCAAAACGUAGUACAAUCCAAUAGAGAAUUUACAGAGAGGAAGUUGAAACUCUUCCGAAUAAAAGUUUCGAAAGCUAUAGAUAAAAUAUUUGACUGUAAAAGUUAAAACACUAAAGGAAUGAAACAAACCAGCAAUGAUGCACUCUGCAGCGAAACGUAUUCAGCAGAAAUCGGGGUGAUGCACACUGCGGCGAAACGUAUCGAAUGGGUUAAUGAAAAAGUUCACCAAUAAAUACAAGUAUAUUUAUCUGAAAGAACAUUGCUUCUAGUAUCUCAAAAACUUGAUUUUAUGAUAGAUUGAACAAUUUAUGGUGCAUUAGAUUGGGUUGAAUUCAGAAGUUUAGAAGUCAAAAUUUACUCACCCUGUAAAGGUCAAAGUCAUUAUUAAAGUAAAUGAUAUGAAAGAAAAUUCUUUUCAUACCAUAUUCUCUCAGAAAAUGUAUAAUUUGUAAGGGUCUCUGAAACCAUUUAGUAUGGCAUUUUUUCAUUUUUGACAAAUGUAUGAAAAUAAAACCAGAAAAAAGCACUUAAAGGUUUAACACCACUUCAGCAUUUUGCAAAAAUUAUUGUUAAUUCAUGAGCCGGUACAAUGGAUUCACGGUGGUCAAAGAUGAGCCGGUACAAUGGGUUCACAGUGGUCAAAGAUGAGCCGGUACAAUGGGUUCACAGUGGUCAAAGAGUUAAACGUUGGUCACUUAUAUCAAGUCACCCAAGUUAGAGUGCAGGUAAGACAUUGGACAGUUAAACAUUGAUUAGUGUUUACAAAGUCAACCAUAUAAAUAUAUACAUUUAUCGUGCAACAUGAGAUUUAUUUUGGAAGAUAUACAAUUUUGACUUCACUGAAACAAUUGUCAAUGCUCAAAUAUUAAUUUUUUUUUAUUGCUGUGGUCAAUUAGGCAAAAUUGGUUUUACUGGCUUGCUUGCAAUAACUGCCGUUCUGCUGCUGAGGAUUUUCACAUUUAUUUUAAGAUUCCUACAGGUGUAAUCUCAAAAUACAAUUCCACUAACAUACACCUGUGACAGUACAUGUGACAGUACAAGUGACAGUAUAUGUGACAUUUUCAUUGUUUCUAAUAAUGGAUCAGUGACUAUAAUUUGAUCUUUGGAUUUCUGUAAUUUCAUUUUUGUAUUUCUUUAAUUACAUAUUUGUAUUUCUGUAAUUACAUAUUUGUAUUUCUGUAAUUUCAUAUUUGUAUUUCUGUAAUUUCAUAUUUGUGUUCUCAGGAGGAAAUAAAAUUCUGUGUGUGCCCAGAGUUGAUGUCAGCCAUGUUGUUCAUGGAAAACAUGGAACACAAUGAAGCCAUAGCAGUGUCAGGGUUUGAGCAGUUCUCCUGCUACACUGGCUACGCUGACUCCCUGGAGUUUGCUGGUCACUACAAUGGGAACACCGCCAACAAGGUAUGCCAUACUGGACCUAACAAUUGAUGCGCCGCACCUUCAUGUCUUUAGGAGGGUGAGGUAUUUUUCAGUGUAAUCAUCCAUAUUUGGAUGCUGCUAAGUUUAUAUUAAGAAUUUUUUUAUUUUUGGGAACAUUUCAAUCCAUGGUUCCUUACCUGUCCAUAAUUCAUUUUACGUUUUCUUUCCGUGAACUGUUCAGCUUCUUAAAACAAAUGUACUGUAAAUAUGUCAGAAAAUGAUUUUUUUGUCUUGUAUAUGAUCAGACCCACAGGAUGGUAGCCAUAGACGCCCUCUCCUAUAGAGAUGUCCCUACCCUGAGGCAGUAUGAAGAGACGUUUGUGAUGAGGGACCUCAACAAGGCAUUGAUUGGCUUCUGCAGGUUACCUGCCACUGAUGAUGGCCUCAGUAUGGAGGAUGAAGGUUUGAAAAUUAUUCAACCUUCCAUUAACUAUCCUUUUCUUCUUCUUUUUUUGACACGUCUUUAUUUUUAAACUUAUAGACAAUGCAUAGAUAGCAGAAUUCUGUCUCCAUCCCAAGUUGCCUGCUGGCAUAGAUAGCUGAAUUCUAACUCCAUCCCAUGUGCCUGCGUUCAUAGAUAGCUGAAGUCCAACUCCAUCCCAAGUUGCCAGCUAUCUUCCAACUUUGCUGUUUGAGGAUAUUUUCAAGUUUCAAUCCAUAAACGGGCAUGAUUCCCUUUCUAUCUCAGUGGAGUAGCAAAAACUGAGUUUUAACCUCUUUCCUGAUUUCAGUGUGCUGCCAUUGCUUAAAGGUUAAUUCUAACAGUCCCUUGUCGUUGUCAAGCAAACUGAAGUGGCUGCAUUAUGAAUUAGAUUUAAAGUCGGUUUUGAAGUUGAUUGGUAAAAUAGCUAUAAAUAAGCUAUUGAUUUAUUUAGAGGAAAUUUGUAAGUUAUUAUUUAUUCUAAAUAUUCAUUUGAGAGCUUAAGAGUGGACAUAAAUAGAUGAUUAGCAUGUUUUGCCUGAAGGAAAUAGUGGAAUAAGGUAUGUGGUAUGCUUGAACAUAUAAAGACAGGACAAUAAAAGAUGAAAAUUUCGGCUAAGAGCCUUCCUCGGAAAACAGGAGGAAUUAGGAAACAACAAGAAAUAGAGAGUUUUUUCAAAAACUUGAGUGUUGGCCAUUAAUGCGGUAGCCAGAAUUUGGCUUUUCCAAGACCAAGAAGUGAAAGAAUUCAGGUAUCAUUACUGAGAAAAAUAAGAUUUUAAAGGACAAAAAUAUUUUGGAAAUAUGUAAACUCUAAGAAAAGAAAUAAAGGGAAAUUGAGGAUCCUCAAAUACAGCUUGAAUGCAGUCCUGCAUUUAUUAUCCUUUGUCUGAAGACGGUGACAGGCUGGUGCACUUGAAUCAUUCCUUAAAGGUUUUUUAAAAUUGCUUAUGCAAAAAAAUGCGCCUAGGAUUGAAAUUCUGGGCUGUUGGCUCUUUCUGUGUGUAUGGACUGAUGGCUGUGUACAUGGACUGUUUGCUCUCUACAUAGGCCACUGUUAAUGGACUGUUGGCUUUGUACAUGGGAUGUUGUCUCUAUACAUGGACUGUUGUCUCUGUUCAUGGACUGUUGGCUCUGUACAUGGACUGUUGACUCUGUACAAACUACACAACCAUUUCUACUACGAUCUUAUUUGAUAAAAGGCUCUUUUUUUUUUUUUCCAGAUGGGACUGGAGGGGCAGCAAAUGUUGCGAUAGAUGUCAAAGGAGGGACAGUGGAUGUGGCAGCAGGAAUGGUGACAAGUGCCAUCUGUGACGCCUUUCAAAGAGCAUCGGAGGGUCAGCAGCAGUCAUUCGUUUUGGACCAAGAACAAACACAGAGACCCUGUGACCAUAAGCAUCACCAACCUCUGCUUCCUGAUUUAAAACCAUCAUGCCUAGAAGUGGUAGAGACAGCCUCUGAAAAACUACCCGCCACUGCCCUAUCAGCCUCUACCAAACCAACCGCCGCCACUGCCCUAUCAGCCUCUACCAAACCAACCGCCACCGCUUUUGGACCAAGAACAAACACAGAGACCCUGUGACCAUAAGCAUCACCAACCUCUGCUUCCUGAUUUAAACCCAUCAUGCCUAGAAGUGGUAGAGACAGCCUCUGAAAAACUACCCGCCACUGCCCUAUCAGCCUCUACCAAACCAACCGCCGCCACUGCCCUAUCAGCCUCUACCAAACCAACCGCCACCGCUGCCCUAUCAGCCUCUACCAAACCAACCGCCGCCACUGCUCUAUCAGCCUCUACCAAACCAACCGCCGCCACUGCCCUAUCAGCCUCUACCAAACUCACUGCCGCAGCCCUAUUAGAUUCUUACCAACAGCCAGCUUCCAUCUCAGGACUCAAUGCAGGGGCAGUCAUCCGGGUUUCUUUUGAGUCUCCUUCAACAUCAUCCCCAGCAGUAGUUGGUGCACCCCAAACGCAUGUGCCACAUGCUGUUCCCAUAGACCCUGGCACUGUAUUACCAACAUCACCCUCUGUUCAUUCCACUGAUAUCUCAACCACAUUUGUUCCCGACCGUAUCAUUUCUGAUCAUUGUAAUUCUCACCCCAACACAGCAGUUUCUCUUGAGCAGUUGCCGUCGAGCACUUUUGUAACAAUAACUCUUGCUUCUCAAGAAACGCCCAGCAUGCCCUGUGAUAUAAACGCAAUGCCUAGAUUAGAGUCUGACCACGUUGACCAACAGAUUCCCACUGCUGGAUUUCCUACACCCUUUCACUCAAGUGCCUUGGCUGGUGACUCAGCUGUCAGACAUGAUUUUCUUGGGAUGCGAUUAGCAAGUGACAUUCUUGGAAACUUAACAAAAAUUACUUCAACUGCUGAUGGUGCUGAGGCAUCACUCCUGCCACACGCCGCUCAAGGUGAUGUGCCAGCCACUGGUGCUGAAUUUUGUCUUACGGAAAACUUUAGACCAGUAGCUUUAGAUUCAUAUCCAAAAGUGACACAUUUUACGAUGGAAUUGCCCCAGUCGUCCACAGACAGCUUUGAUCAGAAUCUGUCCCUUCACUUUCACACACAACCUAAUGAGGAAUACAGUGGGCAAAGUACUACCUGCUGUUUAGAUUCACCUGUGGCGAUCUCAGAAGAAUCAAAAUCUCUGCCUUCAUUACAAGAGGUGCCGGCCCACCAUCCAGAUGAGUCGAGGGGCUCACACUCUCCAUUAGUUACUGAUUCUCAGGACUCCAACAGCCUCAUCUCCACGGACAUGCUGUAUGUUAAUGUAGAUAAUCUUCACCCCAGGAAGCUUAGCAUGACAGAAGAAUUGGGGACAGCUAGCUUCGACUCGGCCCUGCUUGGGCCACCAUCAUCUUUGUCCCCCCAGUCAUCCUUGUCAUCAUCCAAUGUCUCCCCAAACACCUCUUUCACCCUCCCCACCUACCAUCUGCCGAGGAAUGGUUCCAGCGAUGUCCAUGUCACUGCAGACUUUUUUAUCCCUGAUCUCGACAAUCUGGCCGAGCGAUUCCCACAACAGCAGCGGGGCUCACGAGACUUUUAUGGAGAGCUCAGGGAGUUCCUUAGCUCUUCCAGCUCAGGGACAAGGAGCUCAGGAUCUGGUGGUGGGCCAAACUCAAGCUCCAAUUCCACAUGGGGUUCAAGGUCAGGGUCUAUUUCCUCCCAUGGCACUAACGGGUCCAGCAAUGACUUCAUGGAGUUUUGGAACCACUUGAGACGUAGGAGCUCUCAAUUUAGUGACACCACAUCGAGGAGGUCGAGUUCAAGUAAACACAGCUCAGAUUUCAGCACUGACCUUGAAGUAAGAAACUAUUCUUAUCACUUCAUCAAUUUUUUUUUUAAUUCAUAAGAUAUCAAUGCUUUAACAGCAUUAUCCAAUUUGAUAAGUGCACGGUAUUUGUGGAUUUGAUAAGAUCAUAUUUCCUUUUUAUGUUGUGCAAUUUAUGUUUAUCAUAGACUUGUAUUUAUUUAGCCAUCUUAACCUUUAAUGUCAUUCUCUUAAAAAUAUCAGUGUAUUCAUUUUAUUGUUUCCUGGUUUUGGAACUGGUCAAAUUAAAAAAGUUUAUAAUAAUAUAUCACAGGUUCAAAGCCCAUUGAGUUUGGGGGUCUUGGGCUGAAGAAAAAAAAAAGUAAAAAAAUUAUCUAGUAUUUAAAUUUUGCUUAAAUUUUAAUUGCAGCAUAUAUUAUGAUAAUUAUCUAUGAGAUCCACAACAGUAAAUUGCUUCUGUGUUUGGUUUUGUUGAGUUAAAAGUUUAUUUUAGAAAUGUUUAUAAAAAGCAAUAUUCUUUUACUUUCUUUUUUUCUCUCCCUUUUUUAUCAUGUAUUAGGCUUGACACAAAGAUACAAAUGACACUUAUUUAUCAUGUAUUAGGCUUGACACAAAGAUACAAAUGACACUUAUUACUUUAAUUAGUUUUAUAAUCAGCUGAUUAAUUAGAUCAAGCGACACCUCAACUUUUUAUCUUCAACUUUUGAUCGUAUGGGUUUUAGAUAUCUAACAACUUCGCUUGUGCGGAGUUUAAACACACCUUAGUUUUAUUCCCCUUGUGUCUUUCGGCUCAUUUGUGAUCUCCAUUUCUACUGCACAAAUGUCAUUUGGCUCAUUUGUGAUCUCCAUUUCUACUGCACAAAUGUCAUUUGGCUCAUUUGUGAACUCCAUUUCUACUGCACAAAUGUCAUUUGGCUCAUUUGUGAUCUCCAUUUCUACUGCACAAAUGUCAUUUGGCUCAUUUGUGAUCUCCAUUUCUACUGCACAAAUGUCAUUUGGCUCAUUUGUGAUCUCCAUUUCUACUGCACAAAUGUCAUUUGGCUCCUUUUUGAUCUCCAUUUCUACUGCUCAAAUGUCAUUUGGCUCAUUUGUGAUCUCCAUUUCCAUUGCCCAAGUGUUAGUCCAAACAACCUUAGCCUAGUAAGCAAGUAUUAUUAUUCACAUGGGUACUUCUGUUUGAAACAGCUUACUUUUCACUUCUGGGGGUGCUGCACUGCAGGCGACUCGAUUACAUUUGUGUUUUUAUGAUUGUAUUGGUUUUUAUGUAUUUUUCCUUUGAAAUAAAGGAGUGGUGAAUGUAUUUGGUAUUCACCUUUUUAUUUUUUUUAUCAUCAAUGACAGCGUUUAAAUGGAAUUUGGAACAAAUAUUCACAUUGUCAUCUUGGAAACAAAUGAAUCUGCCAUCUCGUAAACAAGUGGCGGAAUUGAAACAACCAACCAAAGACAAAUCAGCUGCAGACAUUAUGAUUAUCCAUGAUCUUGACAAAAAGCCCAGACUCAUUUAAAAAUGCCAACAUACACCACACACAUCACAGUUAAUCAGACCACGCAGUGGCUCACCUGUUGCCUUGAAGAAUCUGACAGCCCAAUGUUCAGCAAACAGUUGGGCACAGCAUUGAAGAAUCUGACAGCUCAAUGUUCAGCAAACAGCUUGGUACAGCCUUGAAGAAUCUGACAGCAUAAUGUUCACCAAAUGGCUUGGUACAGGCCAAGUUUAAAAGGAACAACAAAAACUCAAAGAAAGACUUUCAAGUUUGUGCAAUGUAAUAAAAAAACAAACAAGUUUCCAUUUAUUUAGAUUAUUUAUUAUUAUUCCAAUAAAAGCAUCUUAUCUUUUCUUAUCUUAUUUUAGAUCAAAGGUCUUUCCUGUCCGUCACCAUGUUAGAAAUAAUAAUAUUAUAUCAGUCUUAUUUUUAUCCUCACCUUUAGUUGAAGCUGUCCCACUUCUCCCUGUAAGGGGACUGUUCACUUUGAGAACCACUGAACUAAAGGUAUACAAGGGUGUAAAAUAUCCUUCACGAGGAAAAAACAUAAUUAUUGACGUCUUUAUUUAAAAAAAUUUUUUUUUUUAUCUAGGAAAUCUCAGAGAGCCUACAGAAACAUUGCCAUGGUGUGAUUGAGGAAGAAGGAGGCAUCUUGACCAUGCUGACAGACUACGCCUCUCAGAUGGUUACUUCAGCUGUGAGAAAUGGAGUAGCUACCGGAGUCAACACGCUGGCUCAACCAGGCCACCAAUUUAUUCUCACCGGCAGCCAGGAAACCUCUGAAAUGGGCUUGCUCGGCGAGCCAGGCAAUGUCCCAAAGAACGCCAGCUCUCCACCAAGACACAGGAAAACAUUCUCCAGGGCAGGGACUUUAGUGAGGCAAGAGAAGGUUAACCUAGAAGUCGAUGACGCAGAAUGUAAGAUCAUUCCUGGCCUCGAAGAGGAGUCCGAAAGAGAUGAGUACCCUCAGGCACAGGACUCGCCGCCAAAAAUUUUUUAUGAUUUUGACUUGAGAUCAACGCAGCUACCAAAUGAAAACUUGAGUUUGAAAUCAAGUCAGCAACCAAAUGAAAACUUGAGUUUGAAAUCAAGUCAGCAACCAAAUGAAAACUUGAGUUUGAAAUCAAGUCAGCAACCAAAUGAAAACUUGAGUUUGAAAUCAAGUCAGCUACCAAAUGAAAUCUUGAGUUUGAAAUCAAGUCAGCAACCAAAUGAAAUCUUGAGCCCAACGGUGGAAAUCACCGUUGUUUUUUCUGCUCCCAUUCCAACUUCAACAAAACCAUCUUAUUCAGCACCAGGGUAUUCUGUUCUGUAUUCCAGAAAUCCUGGGAAAGGAUCCUGCCUACAAAGUGCAGAUUCGGGUUUUGUGUCUAUCCAGUCAUCUGUGGCAUCCAUGUCAAGCUCUAGAGAUUUCCAUGCUCCAUCACAAGGUGUCAUAGCUAGUGACCCACCAGGCAUCACAGCCAGCGACCUACCCGGAGUCUCAGCCAGUCACCUGCCAGGUGACACAGCCAGUGUCCUACCAGGCAUCACGGCCAUUGACCUGCCAGGUGUCACCAUCAGUGGCCAACCAGGUGUCACAGCCAGUGGUGACAUGACAAGAAAGUCGGAUGAAACCACCAGCUCUGCACCUGAAGCUGACCAGUCUAAAACUUGUGACAUUCCAGUGUUCAAACCUGAAGUCACAGCACAUCAUAAAUGCCUGGCUCACGACAAGGUGCCUGAAAUAAAAAAAGACAGCGCUGCCGCUAGUUCCACAUCCACCAUUUCAAAGCCUAGUAUUUCUGUUCAUUAUGUUAACAUGCCUCAAGAGGCUGUAAAAUUUGAUAUGAAACAGUCUUCAACUCAGAAGAUCCACCGUACUUCUCAUGUAGCAAGGGUUACCUCCCAUGGAACCACUAAAGAGGUUCCCCCAAAAUCAAUCAAGCAUGGCACAUUGAAGACACCAGAGUGGCCAGCCGCCCGUUCGAAGCAAACCAAGGUGCCCGAGCCUUCCGAGAGAGAUGCAGAGGCCGUGUCUGCCAGCUCUACAGAGUCAAUCCCUCAUCUGUCCAGCGGCGCCAGUGGACCCACCAAGUCUUCAGGCAUCCCUAAGUUUAGAAGCCCAUCAAAGAAAUCGUGCGAUCCUACCAAGUGCUUGGUGCCUGAUUAUUCUCAUGGCAGGAGCAGGCAAGCAGAUAAAUCUGAUGUGCUGCCAUGUUCUGCCGACAGGGAGAAAGUCAAGAUGUGCAAGAGCAAAAAGCAGAGUGCACGGGAGCGAGAUGAAAAGCUGUUCAGGGCACACAGAAGUCGGUACGUCUUCUCUGAUGUGGCAGCACCACCUCGGGAAAGGAGGUCACGGCACCUCAAGGAAUCCACACCUGAAUCCCCACACAAGAGGCACGGCAGGGGAGGUUCCAAGAAGAAUGAGGAAAAGAGGCGGUCCAAGCACGCAGAAGAACCUGUAAAAGAGCAAGCCAGAGACCUCACAAAAUCACCCCGAUUUAUUCGCUUUGUCAACACCCUGGCAGAGAUGUCGUUGAGUCAAGCUGUCCUAGAAGGUGCUGAGAUAGUCUCCCAGACACCAUUUUUUCAAGAGGAAAUUUCAGACGAGGUAUACAAUUGGUUUGCUAAUAAAAUCAUCACUGAAGUCUUUUUCCACGUGAUCACAGAGCUUGAAAGCCGUGAUGAUGACCAGGACCAGGACAGGCAUGCCUCCUUGCAUCUUGAGGAGAUUGGAGCUUCUGGGGGAGUGGACAGCCAGGCAGACUCAAUCCUGCAGCCUCUGGGAGCUAGUGCAAGGGACAGUAUUGCCGAUGAGGCAGGGUCCGCCCGGCCAAAAUCUAAAGGUAUUUUACCAUCAAAAUCUGACACGGCCGCCUCUGGUGUCAGUUUUAAGUCUGCGACGGGGCUGCAGAGGUCUUCUGGUUCUUUGAAAAUGGUUAAAUUUAAAGAAGGUGUUGAAGAAGAUACAGGAUGCUCUUCAUCCAAACUAGCACAUCCUCAGGUUUUGUACACUAACCAUUCAAAGGCAACAGCAUUCCAGAGAAUGGCCAGCAGCAUUCCUGUUCCAGUGAGGAGAAGAAGCAGUUUAGAUCUUCCCCUGACAUCACCCCCUACCUCAAGGACCACUGGCGAUCUCUCAGCUUUUCACAUGGCAGCGCCGCUGCAGCCUGUCAAUGUGCCCGGACAGAGGCGGAGAAGUUUGACAAAUGCAGACUUGUCUCUUGAUGCUUACCAGGCAGCUGCAUCCAUUGUUAGCCAAGUUUUCCAGACCAUUUCAGACAGCAUGGAUGUCCAGGCUUUGAGUCCAGGGUCCUCCUGCUAUCAUGGGACCAUUUCCUCAUCUGAUACAGGUGCUCAUUCCACAGGUAAGACUUGACUUUUUUUAUCUGAUGGUUGGCAUGGCUCUUUUUAAAUGGCUGAAACUUAGCAUCUGAAUUGCUUUGAGCACUGGGGUGUUGUGAUAAGAUCGGGGUCGACUGAUGCAACUCACAAUUCAUGUGUACAACACAACCACCACUUGGGACAUACCCACAAUUAUGAUUCUUAUUACUAGACCAGAGAUCCAAGACUGGUGAACGAGUGAGAUUUCUACAUCUGACUUUAACCUUUACAGAAGAGCCUUCACUAGCCAUUCAGCACAUAUUUAGCCAAACCCAGUGGAUAGAAUGGCUUAAUAUUUAUUUAUCUCUAACCCAGUCUUUCUUUAAUCUGGGUAAAUGCAUGAAUUAAUUUGAUAACCCAGGGAGGACUGGUACUAAUGAUAAUUUAUUAUAUAGUGCUUGGGCAUCUUAAGCUUCUCUUUGUUGUUGUUGUAAACCAAUGAGGAUCAGUUUGUUUAAUGAAACAUAAACCAUUUGUGUCAAUGAAACAAAAUAGGUUAAGCUUUAAUAAAAGUUACACUUAAAAUAAAUGCAAACGUUUUGGCAAAUGCCUUCAUAGGCACAACAGAAGAAAGAAAUUUGUAUAAGCAUAAGUUAAAUGUCAAUUAUAUAAAGAUAUAUAGAAAUCCUAGCUGAACAUAAAAGAAAAAGAAUGUGAAAAGGUACAAGUCACUAACAAGAACAAAGCUCAUAAAAACAGAGAGGGAAGUGGGUGGAAGUAAAAUUAUAAAAACCAAGCAGGAAAAAGGUGCUACAGCUGUGUACAAUGGUCAAUUUGGUUUAUACCCUAUGGGGUCAAGUUACAGAGUCAGCUUAGAAAUCCUUUGAGGCUUGUGCUUAGUCCAUUUCUGCGACAAACCAGUCAGACCAAUUAAAAUCCAUAAUAAUAAAAGCACAUCUGUAUGUAGGCCACAGGGUGACAGAUUGCCAGCAUCCGGAAAUUUGUUUGAAUGAAAGUUCGUCAGAAAAUUGAUUGAACGGAAGUUUGGUCUAAUCUUUUUUCUAGUUCACACCUUAAAAUUUUACGACAAAUUUCUUUUUGACGAAAACUUGAUCCUGUGAACUGAAAAAAAGAUUAGACCAAACUUCCGUUCCAACAAAUUUUCAUUGAUCAAUUUUCCGUCUAAGAAAUUUCUUUCAAACAAAUUUCCGGUAACCCAGAUUGCCAGUUGAGAAUUACAAUUUUUAAAAGACAUUGACUUGAAAUGUAUUGUUUCAAAUAGAUUUUUAUUGAUAAAAUGGAAGGAAAUUCUAGUUCAGUUUAUAAAAAACCAUAAAACCAUUUGUUUACAAUACAUAUCAUCAAACUUUUAGUUAGAUUCACGCCUAGUGGGAUGUGUUGACCAAAUUUUAUUUGAUUUUAUCGUAUGUGAACGAGAACAUGGUAUCAGAGAGUUUAGUAGAGUUCUAACAAUAGAACUUAAAUUAACAUUACAUUUUUUUUCCCAGGAAGUAGAAUUCACAGUCACUACGACAGCUUCGCCUCCAAUAUCUUCUCAAGUUCAUCAACCAAAGCUUCAGAGAGCCCUCGUCGGGCUCGUCGAUCUGUCUCCCCGAGCAUCGGACUUUUCUUCAGGAAGCCCAUGAGUCGUGAAACGCUGACUAACGCUUACUUGAAAGUUGACCACAGCCCACAGAUCAAGACCUACGAACGGCGCAGCAGUGAACCGUGUCAGACGAGCGUCACACUCUCCCUCCAGGCUUUCAACAACAACAAGUUCAAUGGCAGGACCGUUGAGGAGAAGAUGAAGAAGCUGUCCAGGACGGAUGAUGACAUCGGGUGCGGGAAAACAUGGCGCAGGGGCUCACUGGACGGCUACUCGUUUGAUCAGAGAAGAAACUCGUGUGGAUUCAAAGACCCGGUCCUGUCCAGGUUUGCUGAGGAGCUAAUGAAGGCAGACACAUCGGUGCCAGAGCUGGUCAUAGUUGGUUCACAUGCAAGUUCAUCUUCAACAGGUCAGUGCCAUUAAAGUUUCUUUUUUUUACAUUAAAAACAAUGAAAAUGUCAUUCAUUACAUUUAAGCAAAGUGUCAUUCAUUAUGUUCAAGUUUACAUUUUUGUGAAAGUAAAUUGGAUUGGAUGAAAUUGAGUGAUUCAUAUGCAUAGAUUAGAACUUGUGAAUAUUUAUUUUUUUGAGAAUUGUAGCUCCUCUCUGUAACAUAUUUUGUCAUCAGUUUGAUAAACUUUCUUCAUGUCUAACCAUUAUUUUGUCAUCAUUAACUUGUUAGGCUCAAGACGAAGCAGUGUCAGUGCAUUUCGAGAUUCUACCCUGGCUAACCUGGAAAAUGAGCUACUCAACACAAGUUUCACUAGGUCAGUCAGACAACUUGUUUUUUUGUGUUUUUUUUUACACUUUUGACUUCUUUCUUUCAAUCCUAAUUUUUAAUUUAAAUUGUAAACACCAGCUUGGUAUUUUAAUGCUCACAUUGUAAACAACGGGCCACUAGUUUUGUAUUUUAAGAAUAAUAUCACAGAUCUUGUUCCGCUAUUUCCUUGGUUUUUAAUGUUAAGACGAAUCAUCCACCUAUUGAUGAUUAAAAUAAUGUCGUUCCCCCCCCCCCUCCCCCCCCGCCCAGUGCCUGCAGCAUGUCCCAGUCAUCAAGGUCACACCGGAGACACCCACAGCUGGACAGAUCUCGCAGCCGUGACUCCAGGCAGGGCAAGUCCGACAGUUCGGAGACCGAGUACUGGUUCCCACCGCCCAAGUUUGUAGGGGAUGAAUUUCAACUGGAGUAUAACAGACAGCACAGCCAGGAGGAGUUGCAGGUAGGGAUCUUUAACAUAAUCUAUGCUGUGCUGCAGGUAGGGACCUUUAACAUAAUCUAUUCUAUGCUGCAGUUAGGCACCUUAAACAUAAUCUAUUCUGUGCUGCAGGUAGGGACCUUUAACAUUAUCUAUUCUGUGCUGCAUGUGGAGCACUUCUAUAGAAUCCGUCCUGUGCUAGCCUAAGUACAUUUGGGGCCCAUUUCUAGCUGUUAAAUUUCAGUAGGUUAGAUCAGGUGUAAAACUUAAGCAUUAAAUUAAUGUGAUGAUACUACAGCUGACCAACGUAUAAAGUAACAUUGAAGGAGUAUUCGUAGGAUUAAUGCAGUGAAAAUAACUCCUUCAUAAUGUAAUUUAAAAACUGAUUUUUCUGUUUAGGACUAUGCCAGCUAUUUUGCUGGUCGUGUAGUUCAAGAGGCCGUGUGUGUGCUCCGAUGUGACCCAGAUUACAUGAGCAGGGAGGAGCAGGAUGUGGACAUGUUUGCCGAGAACCUUACGGACCAGAUAAUGCGGGACGCACUGAUGGCCACCGUCCACACAGACAGCUCCGGCUGCCCCACUGACACCAGCGGCAAUAGCGGCAGUGAGGAGAAACUGAUGUCUGCCCUGUGGUCGAUGUCAACAUCCAACAAGCCUGGACAGGGCGGCGUGUGCGGACCUCCAACAUCUCGUGCACAUUCGAAACCCAGAAGCAUUCCACAGAGAAAGGAUUCAGUUCCAGACAUAUCCGGGAAACCCCAUUCCUCCUAUAGCCACAGGAUAAGGUUUGGUCCCAGCGGUGAAAGGAGGACAUCAUCUUUCAGCGUUCCCCCAUCACAGCAGUACCUUCAUCCUGCAUUCAAGCCCUCCUCUGAAGCUUGGGGGGGUGCUAGACCUAAGAGCUCUCGCUCCAGUCAAACUGCUGAGUCAUAUGUGACACCAACUCAAACCAAAAGACAUUCCUCACCUUCACCUUUUCAGUUUUGUUCAUCUUUGUCUCACACCUCGCCAUCAACUUUACAAGUGCCAUCAAAAAUGUCCCAUCGCCAGUACCUCAGUCUUGAAACGAGGAGCAAGUCAGAGUCAGGGCCCAGGUGCUCCAACAGACAUCUUAUUGAAAGUCAGCAAUGGGUAAGGUAUUUUACAUGUCCUAUAGACAACUUAGUGAAAGUCAUUAUUAAAUAAGAUAUUUUAUAUGUCCAACAUACGUGUAAGUGAAAGUCAAUAUAAAUGAAAGGACUGCUUUCAAGCUUAGUAAAUGAAUGAAAUAGCGAAAUGGAUACUGCUUGAGUUGUCUACUGUGCUCUUUUCUUUGUUAUAUUUUCAUUUCUAUUGUUGGCUGAGAAAGGCUUUAAGCCGAAACGUCCUUGUUUUUUGUCCUAUUAUCUUAUUUCAAGCUUCCACAUACCUCGUUUCAUUCAUAAGUGAAAGUCAGUAUUGUGUAAGGGAGACCUGGCCCCACAUAGCACUCACUUUGCGGCCCGCGAAGUAGCGAAAUAUUCUUUAUUAUUAUUAUUUUCUUAAUAGCUUUCAGAUGGCUAAUUGGCCCUCUUCCUAUCAACCUAGCGAGCUGAAACUUGGCACAUAGACUCGUUGCCGAUGACAACACAUUCUUUCAAAUUUUCAGCACCACCGCCCAACCCCAAAAAUCAGUUUUCCCUGAUUUUCAAGGGGAAGAUAAAGGAAAUAUGAUGACACUGAUUUCACGAAAUAAUAUUCCAGAUAACAUUCUUUGAAAAAAAUAUUGCAAGUGCGUUUGGUGCCUAAUAUUUUCUUUUGUUUUUCUGAUAUAGUUGGUGAAAAGAAUUUGCGGUGCAAAAGCGUGUGGGUUAUUAGAAUUUUAAUAUAGUUCAGGGGCAUGAAAAGAAAAAUGUGCUGGUGGGGGAGCACUAAUUGUUAUAAAGUGCGUUACUUGAAUGCGUGCGUUACUUGAAUGCGUGUGUUACUUGAAUGUGUGUGUUACUUGAAUGUGUGUGUUACUUGAAUGCGUGUGUUACUUGAAUGCGUGUUUUGUGGAAUUUUCCGGCGGCCGCGGCUCCCACCCCCAAUUGCGCCAUAAUACAUUUUAUAAAGGAAUUAUAUGAACAACUUUUUUUUAGGGUUGUUUAAUUCAAAUAUGUCUCUUAAUCUCUCUGCUGUAAAAUAAGAUUUUUAUAUAUGAUGUUUAAAAUGGAUAAUUAUUUUUUCUGUGCCACAGAAAAAGCCUUUGAGGAAAAAGAAAGCCGAGUCCCAUGCCAGUGUCAGCUCAGCAGAGCUUGGAUCAGAUGAAACCUGCUCUUCUCUUCUGUCAUCAUCCUCUUCAUCUUCCCUCUCAGCAUCAUCCUCCUUGGAGAGUAUUGGCCCGGUCAGCCAUGCAGACACAUGCUCUUCUCACAUUCCCACAAAACGGGCGCAGCAGACCGGUCAUUCUGGGCCACAGCAGCCGUCCAAUCCUCAGGCAAAGAGAAGGCGAGAGGAGAAGUCUGAUGGCCGGGCAGAGGAUACAGGGGACUUAGGUCAGAGUGUCGAACAGUUUGCGGACAAUCUCUGCAGUCAUGUUGUAACAGAGGCCCUGCAGCAGUGCAAGAAGAACAAAUGGCUUCGGGUGAGUGCUUUCUUCCUCUUCACAUUCAAACUGUGAAGAUCCAGGAUGGUUGUCCUUGGCAGAUAUUUGAUAUCUUUGGGUUUUUUGGACACUGUGGUACCUCUGCUUACUGUGACACAAAUUAUGUCAAUGCAUGGAGCCGUAAAGUAAGGCAGAUGCUUUUUUGAACGUAUUUUACCUCCUCCCCGCCGUCACAAUCUGUCACAAAUCUGGGACCUCCCUCCCAAAAACAGGUCACACUUUCAAACUAAAACUUUAAAAAAAAUUUUAACAACUAAAUUUAGAUUGAUUUUUAUUUUGUUGUUAAACACAUUUCACUAUUAAACUAUUUAAUUUAUAAAAGUGACAUCUUCUGUCAGAAUACAUCCAUCACAAUAGAAAGCUAAACAUCACUGUCAAUUUCAGGUUUUAUAAGCAUGAUAAAAAAUAUAGUAAAUGUGUGAUGUCACAUAUGAUCUUUAUGUUUUACUCUCUCAAAAAUUGAAAUACCAUUUUAGACCCCCCUCCCUGCCUCCAGAACCUGAUAUACUUUAUGGAUGCCCCCCCACCCCCUCCCCCCCCCCCCAUGAUAUAUGAAGAUGGUUAGACUGCAGCCGCAGAGCUGAUUAACAGUGGGUGUACAUGUUUGGUUCUGAUUAAAAGACAGUGUUCCCAUGCCAAAAAGCAUGCCCUCUCUUUGCUGGGGCGCAACUCAUAGCACGUUCAAUUGCGGUGCUAAAAAGCACACUGUGCGCUGUUUGAGUAUCAUGGUUGUUUCUUUACUAUUUCUCGGUUAAACUUUUUAAGAGCUAUUUUUUAAUUAGACUCUUACAUUGAAGAGUGGUACUUCAUUGUUUAUAAGCAAAACCAAGGUUUAUUUUUUUGUCAUUUGAAGCAAUAUUUUAUGAAUAUUCUUCGCUGAUUUUUAUUUUUAUCAAUACUGUUGUUGUGGCUACCCAUGGCCCUAAUUGGGUGAGUAAGUUUCCUAGAUUAACAGCCCAAAAAGCUUUGGAAAUUUUUCAAUUUCUUCUAUAGUGAAGUUGAUUUAGAUUUAAAUCCAUCGCAUGAUACCAAUAUUAGUAGUUUUAGAUGAUUUGAGUUAUAAUCAUGAAGAUUGUAUGGUGAAAAAAAAAAGGUUUUGCAUAUCAUGUUUUCUUAUUUUAAGUUUCUUUUUGUUACUUAGUUUAGUUAAUUCAAUUCAAUUAUCUUUCAUUUGAUACCAAAUUUAGCCUUAUAAACCAAACAAUAUUAUUUGAAAUAUUUUUUUAAGAAACCCAACCUCUCACUCUUUUUUGCUCUAGGAUAAAAAUGUUCAUUUUUUUUCAUAAAAAAAAACUCUGCAUCGAAAGAGCUAACACUGAACUGGUUUAUCUAUGUCCUUAAAUGUUUCCAUGCGAAUAAUCUUGCCUCUCUAUGACUGAACUGGUUUAUUGGUUAAAAACUGGAUGUUUUUUGGGGUCUUGUUUCAGUUUUUGUCUUACCAGCGGCCCAUAGCCACAGGGAACUGGGGAUGUGGUGCUUAUCAGGGCAAUCCUCAGCUCAAAUUUGUCAUGCAGUGGAUUGCUGCAAGUGUUGCCAGGAGCCCACUCUUGAUUUAUUACUCAUUUGGUGAUCCGGCUUUGACACAGGUAAAUUGAUGUACCGAAAUAUUAUCAACAGUUUUAUUUUAUGAUCAGACAUUGACAUAGGUAAAUUGUUGCGCUGAGUUAUUAUGAAAAAUUGACACGUGUAAAUUGAUAGACUGAGAUAUUAUCAGACAUUGACACAGUUAAAUUGAUGGACUGACAUAAUAUCAGUCGUUGACACAGUUAAAUUGAUGGACUGAGAUAUUAUCAGACAUUGACACAGUUAAAUUGAUGGACCGACAUAUUAUCAGACAUUGACACAGUUAAAUUGAUGGACUGACAUAUUAUCAGACAUUGACACAGUUAAAUUGAUGGACUGACAUAUUAUAAGACAUUGACACAGUUAAAUUGAUGGACCGACAUAUUAUCAGACAUUGACACAGUUAAAUUGAUGGACUGACAUAUUAUUAAUAAUUUCAUGAGUGAACACAACAUGGUUAUUAUUAUGACCCCAAAGCUGGGAAUGACCCCAGACAAAAAUGCAACAGUAAAGUACAAAUAAUGUUUCAAUGGUCCUAUGAUGCUAUAGUGAUGGAUUAAUAAUAAAGUGAUGAUAUUGUGAUGGAUCACCUUAAUAAUAAAGUACAGAUGGCCCUACAACUAAAAUGAUUUAAGUUGAAGAGCUAUACCUAUUUAUUGGUUAUAAAAAUCAUGGCUGCUUUCAAUCUGUUGUUCUCUUCCGAUGAAUCUCAAGGUUCAGGAUGUGACCAAUAUGAUGUCGGGGCUGACGGUCGGUCAGCUUGCGUCCACCCUCAGGGAGUACUGUAACUGGGUUUGUUUUCACUCAACGCCAUCCUCGUUAUCAUCGUCCCCCCGCUCCUCAUCAAAAACGUCAAUGGGAUCUCAUUUACCAUUGGGAUCUCAUUCACUUUGGCAAGAUCAACGAAACUCACAGCUUCCCCAGCCACUUUUUGAUUUUCUUUUGGAAAAGUUUUCACAACAGGAUGCCAAGAGAUGACCAGAAUUCCUGCAUGUGUAACAACGGGAGGCCAAGAGAUGACCAGAAUUGUAGCAUGUGUAACAACGGGAUGCCAAGAGAAGACCAGAAUUCUUGCAUGUGUAACAACAGGAGGCCAAGAGAUGACCAGAAUUGUUGCAUGUGUAACCACAUAUUGAUGGAUGAACUUUCAUGUCAAGGUCAAGGGUCAACAUUGAUGUGAUAGGCAAAGGUUAACAUUGAUGUGAUAGGCAAUGGUUAAUAUGGAUGUGAUAGGCAAGGGUUAACAUGGAUGUGACAUAGAUUGAUUAACAUUGUCAAUACAUUUAUGACAUGGGAGGUUAUACAAAAAAUGGAACCCAAUAAUGUGAUAAUGUUUAGUAGUUCAGAUCUCCCUCCACCUGGCAGUUUAGACCCCCAAAUCAACUGGCAGUUUAGACCCCCAAAUCAACUGGCAGUUUAGACCCCCAAAUCAACUGGCAGUUUAG